Molecule: messenger RNA, 1322 nt
Organism: Drosophila mojavensis
Lineage: Eukaryota; Metazoa; Arthropoda; Insecta; Diptera; Drosophilidae
Gene: vermilion
Product: tryptophan 2,3-dioxygenase
Exons: 6
Coding region: 77-1219 (380 amino acids)
Molecular function (GO): heme binding; L-tryptophan 2,3-dioxygenase activity; metal ion binding
Source: RefSeq, a predicted model, not a curated record
UAUAUUUGAUUUGGAUGGCGAUUUAGUCUGUCGCUCGACGUACAGCGAGUCGCAUCGAUCCACUUGUAGUCCAAUCAUGAGCUGCCCCUAUGCCAGCAACGGCAACGAGCACGACGAUGGCGCCAUUCCGCUGUCCAAUGAGGUGGGCAAGAUCUAUGGGGAAUAUCUGAUGCUGGACAAGCUGCUGGACGCACAGUGCAUGCUCUCCAUGGAGGAUAAGAGGCCGGUGCACGAUGAACAUCUCUUCAUCAUAACGCAUCAGGCCUAUGAGCUGUGGUUUAAGCAAAUCAUUUUCGAGUUCGAUUCCAUACGUGAUAUGCUCGACGCCGAGGUCAUCGAUGAGACCAAAACACUGGAAAUUGUCAAACGCCUAAAUCGCGUCGUCCUCAUACUUAAGCUGCUGGUCGAUCAGGUGCCCAUAUUGGAGACAAUGACGCCAUUGGAUUUCAUGGACUUUCGCAAGUAUUUGGCGCCCGCCUCUGGCUUUCAGUCGCUGCAGUUUCGACUGAUCGAGAACAAGCUGGGCGUGCUGACCGAGCAGCGUGUGAAGUAUAAUCAGAAAUAUACGGAUGUGUUCGGGAAUGAUAAAAAGGCAUUGCAUGCCAUACGCGACUCGGAGGAUUCACCGUCGCUGUUGACGCUGGUGCAGCGUUGGCUGGAACGGACGCCGGGCCUGGAGGAGGAUGGCUUCAACUUUUGGGCCAAGUUCCAGCAAAGUGUCGAUCAGUUUCUGGCCGCCCAAGUGCAGAGCGCAAUGCUGGAGCCGGUGGAGCGGGCGAAAAACUAUCGCCUCAUGGAUAUCGAGAAGAGACGAGAGGUCUAUCGCUCCAUUUUCGAUCCGGCUGUGCAUGAUGCGCUGGUGAAACGCGGUGAUCGUCGCUUUAGCCAUCGUGCGCUUCAGGGCGCCAUCAUGAUCACGUUCUAUAGGGACGAGCCACGCUUCAGCCAGCCCCAUCAGCUGUUGACCCUGCUCAUGGACAUUGACUCGCUGAUCACGAAAUGGCGCUACAAUCAUGUGAUCAUGGUGCAACGCAUGAUCGGAUCCCAACAGCUGGGCACUGGCGGCUCAUCCGGCUAUCAAUAUCUACGCUCCACACUCAGCGAUCGGUACAAAGUAUUCCUGGAUCUAUUCAACUUGUCUACGUUCCUAAUACCACGUGAAGCAAUUCCCCCUUUGGACGAGACAAUACGCAGAAAGCUAAUCCAUAAAAGCGUUUGACAAGCUUCGCUUCCAUUUUUUUUUUUUUCUAUUCUGAUUCUGUGAAAGAUCCUUCUAAUAAUAAUUUUUAGAAAUCACAAUACAUUCAAAAUUUUGUUUGGUA